Molecule: messenger RNA, 828 nt
Organism: Castor canadensis (American beaver)
Lineage: Eukaryota; Metazoa; Chordata; Mammalia; Rodentia; Castoridae
Source: RefSeq, a predicted model, not a curated record
AGCGCGCCCCCGGGGCCGGUCCCGGAGGGCAAGAUCCGCGUCUACAGCAUGAGGUUCUGCCCCUACUCACACAGGGCACGCCUGGUCCUCAGGGCUAAAGGCAUCAGACAUGAAAUUAUCAACAUUAACCUGAGAAAUAAGCCUGACUGGUACUAUACAAAACACCCUUUUGGCCAAAUUCCUGUCCUAGAGAACAGCCAAUGUCAACUGAUCUAUGACUCCAUCAUCGCGUGUGAGUACCUGGAUGAUGCGUACCCUGGAAGGAAGCUGUUUCCACAUGACCCUUAUGAACGAGCUCGCCAAAAGAUGUUAUUGGAGCUAUUUUGUAAGGUCCCACAUUUGACCAAGGAGUGUCUGGUAGCACUGAGAUGCGGGAGAGAAUGUGCUGAUCUGAAGGGAGCCCUGCGGCAGGAAUUCUGCAACCUGGGAGAGAUUCUUGAAUAUCAAAACACCACAUUCUUUGGUGGAGAUCGUAUAUCCAUGGUCGAUUACCUCUUCUGGCCCUGGUUUGAGCGACUGGAUGUAUAUGGGAUAGCAGACUGCGUGAAUCAUACCCCAUCACUACGGGUCUGGAUAGCUGCCAUGAAGCAGGACCCCGCAGUCAGUGCUCUGCUCAUAGACAAGAACGUUUUCCUGGGCUUCUUGAAUCUCUACUUCCAGAACAAUCCUAAUGCCUUUGAUUUUGGGCUGGUUUGCUGAGCCUCACGGUACCCCUUGCACCAUCCAAAAUUCCCAACAUGUAAUGAUUCUGUGUCAGGGUGGUCUUGGGAGUCGAUCUGUUUCUGCUCCUUUUCUUUGAGGUUCCAAAUAAAAAUGAAAACAUAAAAU